This is a messenger RNA of Diatraea saccharalis (sugarcane borer), 2079 nucleotides long. The record is from the annotation of a GenBank genome assembly. Lineage: Eukaryota; Metazoa; Arthropoda; Insecta; Lepidoptera; Crambidae.
ACAACAUUGAAGUGCUAAUUUAUGUAUAUAAAUUGUAUUCAUCGAUAAACAUACAGACGCUUGUCACGCUAAUCACUAUUUUGCAGUCGUAAUUGGAUCUUGAACGCUGUGGGGAAUACCAAGUGAUGCAUUAAUGGACGGGUGAUUGAGCGUUUGUUUGGUAUAAUUAUUGGCGCGGUUUGAUAUCCCGCUGUUGUUGAGUGAGUCAUUCGAGGUGUGUAACCAUGGACACCGACGAUGGAGAAUCAUCUAGCAGCGGUCCUAUGUCUAGCUUGAACAGUUUGUUUUCAUUCACAAGCCCGGCAGUAAAGAAGUUAUUGGGUUGGAAGCAGGGUGAUGAAGAAGAAAAAUGGGCAGAAAAAGCUGUGGACAGUUUGGUUAAAAAACUGAAGAAGCGCAAGGGAGCCAUUGAGGAACUGGAGAGGGCACUGUCAUGUCCAGGAACUCCUUCCAAAUGUGUCACCAUACCACGCUCACUAGAUGGUAGAUUACAGGUGUCACACAGAAAAGGUUUGCCGCACGUCAUCUACUGCCGCGUGUGGCGCUGGCCGGAUCUCCAGAGCCACCACGAGCUCAAGCCGCUGGAGAUAUGCCAGUACCCAUUCAGCGCUAAACAGAAGGAGGUGUGCAUCAAUCCUUAUCACUACAAACGCGUCGAGAGUCCCGUCCUGCCGCCCGUUCUGGUGCCGAGGCACUCGGAGUUUGCGCCCGGACAUUCCCUUCUGCCCUUCCAGCGGACCACGGAGCCGGCGAUGCCCCACAACAUGUCCUACUCGGGCUCCGGGUUCCCGCCGUCCGCGAGCUCCGAGCUGCCGGAGACUCCGCCUCCCUCGUACUCUCCUCCCUCGGACGAUUCGGAGCCCCCCGGGGAGGUGGCCCCGGUGUCGUACCAGGAGCCGUUGUAUUGGGCGUCGAUCGCUUACUACGAGCUGAACUGCCGCGUGGGGGAGGUGUUCCACUGCAGCUCGCACACGGUGGUCGUGGACGGGUUCACCGACCCCUCCAGCAACAGCGACCGGUUCUGUCUCGGGCAGCUGAGCAACGUCAACAGGAACUCUACGAUAGAGAACACGAGACGUCACAUAGGCAAGGGCGUCCACCUCUACUACGUCGGCGGGGAGGUGUACGCCGAAUGUUUGUCGGACGCGGCUAUAUUCGUUCAGAGUCGCAACUGCAACCACCACCACGGCUUCCACCCGUCGACCGUGUGCAAGAUCCCCCCGGGCUGCUCCCUGAAGAUCUUCAACAACAGGGAGUUCGCUCAGCUGCUGUCGCAGAGCGUGAACCACGGCUUCGAGGCGGUGUACGAGCUGACCAAGAUGUGCACGAUCAGGAUGUCGUUCGUGAAGGGCUGGGGGGCGGAGUACCACCGCCAGGACGUGACGUCGACGCCUUGCUGGAUAGAGAUCCACCUGCACGGGCCGCUGCAGUGGUUGGACAAGGUUCUGACGCAGAUGGGCUCGCCUCACAACGCGAUAUCUUCCGUGUCCUAGUCGUGCUGAGCCCCGUCCGCCUCCCGCCGGGGGGAAUGUCCGAGAGCAACCCACCGAGCUUCGUUAACCUAAUCUCGGUGCAGUCGUGCAUUUUCAUUCUGUGUGAAUUUUCUAGAGUUGUAUAUAAAAAAUUGUGACGUCUCCAAUCGUCCCCGAAUUCGUUUCCCUCGGUAAUGCAGCUCAAAAGUACGUGUCGUUUCAGAAUUUUAAGACGUAGGCGUAAUUAUUAUAGAUACUAGUGUAAUGUUAAGUGAAAAUUAUACUCGUGAAUGUAUAUGACAAGGUAAAAGAUAUUAUGUUGAUGUAAAUAAGAUUUAUUUUUGCUGAACGAGUGUGGCAUCUAAACGAACAGUUAUCUGGCACAAAUAUUUGAAGAAUGCGAAUUGAGUAUGAAGAAUUAUUUUAGAUAUAAGUAUGUAUAUUAGCGUCGAUCGUGUAUUCGCUUUGAAACAUGUCGAGGAAUACGAUUUGUAUGAUCGUACAGCUCGUUAGGUUUCCUGUAGUCGUAGUCUGAUUUUGUGGCUUCCUGGAGUCUGCCUCUGAACUCUCGCAAACUUCCGCAAACAGAAUAUGGGCGAUGACUGGG